This is a messenger RNA of Rhizoctonia solani, 2949 nucleotides long. Its product is annotated as ABC transporter transmembrane region. The coding region runs from base 1 to 2949 and encodes 982 amino acids. Gene Ontology annotation, molecular function: ABC-type transporter activity; ATP hydrolysis activity; ATP binding. Lineage: Eukaryota; Fungi; Basidiomycota; Agaricomycetes; Cantharellales; Ceratobasidiaceae. Gene Ontology annotation, biological process: transmembrane transport. Gene Ontology annotation, cellular component: membrane. The record is from RefSeq and is a predicted model, not a curated record. The transcript has 9 exons.
AUGAUCAAAGACGACGCUCACCGGGGCUCUGGCAGCUCUCCCACUCAGCCUCACGAUCCCUCCAACGACAGCAAUAAUACUAAUAACAACGAUAAUAAUACUCCAGCUCCAGACGGCAUGCCCAAGGGUUAUUCGCGCAUGGACGAAGGCCCUCCAAAACCCAGUCUUAAGCUGCUAUUCGCCCACUGCGGCAUUGCACCUUUUAUGACUCGCGUUAUUGGCCAAGCGUUUGAUGCCUUUGCAAGAUUUCCUUCCCCUGCUGCUCAGGAAUCCUUAUCUCCCGAUGAUCUUGCUGCGGUUAAAUCCCGCCUACUGCGAGAAGUUGGGCUGACGGCCAUUCAACUGCUCGCUCUUGCCGGUGAACGUCAUGAGGCUGAGGCGGGUGUAUACGAGGCCGUUACGACCCGUCGCAUGGAAUGGUUCGAUGCCCAGAUGUCUCAGUCCGAAGACGGCACAACUGGCGCAGGAGGUAUGAUGGCCAAAUUUGCACGAGACACUGACGAUAUACGCACCGCCACUUCACUCGCCAUGGGUCAGCUCAUCCAGCAUCUGACCACUGUUCUUGCCUCCCUUAUCAUCGCUCUGGUCACAUCAUGGUCUUUGACCCUCAUCAUCCUGGCUUCCAUCCCUGUCCUGCUCGUCCUCCAGUUUAUUUCGCAGGCGCUCGCAAUGCCCCGAUAUGACCGAGAACGUGCUCUCCUCGCAAAGGCCUCGUCACUCACAACCACUUCCCUGUCCGCCAUUGCGACCAUCAAGUCCUUCAAUGCCCAGUCCUCCACUCAAUCCCGUCUUUCAACUCUUCUAAAUCAAGUUCGAAAAACCGCUCAUGCAUGCUCGGCCAUUUGGGGCGUUACAGCCGGUGGAACUCAAUUCGUACUCUUUGCCAUGUUCGUCCAAGGCUUUUGGUUCGGUUCUGCUCUGGUCCGUAAAGGAGACAUUACUCCAGGCCAGGUAAUGGGCGUUUUUUGGGCCUGUUUAAUUGCCGCAAGCAACCUUCAAAUGUGCAUACCCUUGAUUGUGACAGUCAGCAAAGGGAAGAGCGCUGCUGUGGCCGUAGCCGAAUUGUUGAGCCCAAACAACGGAGUAGGAGGGGAUGGAAUGGUCCAGGCACAAGGGCAUAGUGGAAUACCGCUCGUUCGUGCACCAACGCACCGAAUUCCCAUGAGAAAGAUCGUUCCUACUCGGAAAUGUCAAGGCGAGCUGAGUUUGCACAAUGUGACCUUUGCUUAUCCUUCCCGACCGGACCAAAUUGUUUUGAAAAAUGUAUCAAUGUUUAUUCCUGCCAACGAGAUGACCUUUGUUGUUGGCGGAUCCGGUUCCGGAAAGAGCACGGUGGCCCAAGUGAUGUGUGGAAUCAAGACUCCCGCCUCUGGCGCAGACGAAGACGAGGCCGAGUAUUUCAGCAUAACGCCGGGGGGAAUGGUUGUCCUCGAUGACCAACAACUCGAUAUGCUUGACGAACGCUGGAUGAGGAAGAAUGUUGCGCUCGUUAGCCAGCAGUGCAUCAUGUUCGAUAUGAGUGUGCAUGAUAACGUUGCAAUCGGCUUGGCCGGCAGCCGACUUGAUGGGGAAGAAGAACCCGAACCGGAUCCAAGUGUACCCUCCACACCGUUCAUCCCCCAUGUUUCCAGGGAAAAGGUCGUUGAUGCGUGCCGCAUGGCUCUCUUGCACGACUUUAUUCGAGAGCUACCCGAAUACGAUACGGUGCUCAAUGGUGGGGGCGGAGGUGCAGACGAAGAAGAGAAAGCGGAGACUGGGAAUGGAAGGAUCAGCUUGAGUGGAGGGCAGAGACAAAGGUUGGCUAUCGCUCGUGCAUGGAUUAGGGACCCGGCCGUGUUGAUUCUUGAUGAAGCAACAUCGGCCCUCGAUGCUACCGCUCGUAUUCUUGUGUUUGAAGCUAUCAAGGCCUGGCGCCGCAACAAAACCACCAUCGUUAUCACACAUGAUUUGUCUCAAAUAGCACCAUCGGACUUUGUAUAUGUGAUGAAGGACGGACGAGUUGUUCAGGAAGGGUAUCGCUACAAUCUUCAGGCGGAGCGAGGUGGAGUGUUUGAAGGAAUGGGUGUGGACUAUCAGGGGGUGGAGGAUGAACUAGACGAGAUUGAAGAGGAGCUUAGGGGUACAUCGGUCGGACACUCGGUCGGGCGAUCCUUGGGCCGCUCUACCACCCAGGACCCAGAAGAGAGAGAAUACGCAUACGGCAUGGUGACCCGCGCCGAGGCCCGCCAAGUCGACGAGCUCCUUGAGGCGGAUGGACGCGAAUCAAAUCACGGAAUGGGCUUCCCUGCCGCUUCUACCAGACACACCUCGUUUGCACCAUAUGUCCAGCACCCGUCUCUGGCCGGUCCAUCCAUGUGGAUGCUCGAUGCGAUUGCAGAUAUUUCAGGGCAGACCAGGACUCCUGUUCAAACGUACCGCCAUCGACAUCCCAGCAAUGCACCCAUACCCAAUCUGGACUUCGGGAGACGUCAAUCGAGUGCGGAUAUUGAGGAGGUCGAGUUUGCAAUGGGAGCCUCAAUCGCCUGUGUCCCCAUCUGGGAGGCCUCAAUCGGGUUGGCCUCUGAUCGCAAGUCUAUUGGUCGCCGUUCAUCACUUGGCAGGAAAUCAUUCGGUGCCAAGUCCUUCACUCCUACCCAAAAAUUUAUGCGCAGGUGGACCAAAAAGCAGGAAGACAAUCAAAGCGAAAGCGGUGAAGAUAGUGAAGAGGAAGAGGUCAAAGCCUUCGAGCAAGAGAAGAAUAUGGCCAAGGCUAGUGGUGAUGCAGCAACCCAACAGCGACGAAUUCCUCGUGAGCGCAAAGAAGCUGUCAUGGAGCUCAUAAUCGAGGGCGAAGAGUCCGACCGCAGGGUAGAGGAACAGGCACAACAGGGCCCUCCCUCCCUUACUUCAGUCCUCAAGCGCUUCUAUCCAACUGUACCAAAUAAACUCUUGGUCUUGUUUGGGCUUUAG